Messenger RNA from Poecilia latipinna (sailfin molly), 1838 nucleotides. RefSeq names its product aminopeptidase N-like. The coding region runs from base 285 to 1823 and encodes 512 amino acids. Gene Ontology annotation, biological process: peptide catabolic process; proteolysis. Lineage: Eukaryota; Metazoa; Chordata; Actinopteri; Cyprinodontiformes; Poeciliidae. The transcript is spliced from 9 exons. Gene Ontology annotation, molecular function: peptide binding; metalloaminopeptidase activity; zinc ion binding. Gene Ontology annotation, cellular component: cytoplasm; plasma membrane. The record is from RefSeq and is a predicted model, not a curated record.
GAAGGUUGUACCCUCCCUACGUUCCCAGGAAGACCUGUGCUAGCUCCCACCGCCAGGCGCACAGAUGCUGACCACAAGUCUCUCAUCAGCCAAGGAUCAGGAUCACUCCAGCUGAACCUCCACAUCUCAUCAGGCUCAAAGCAGGACAUAAAGAGACAACAUCAAGUGGUGUUCCGUAAAGAUCUUCUUGCCAUGUUUAAUACCUCAACCAUUAACAGAGAAGAGCUCCAGUGUCUUGGGUAAACAGUGACUGAGGACCCUCAGAGUUGAACCAAGAGUCAGAUAUGGGAAAAGUCUACAAUAUCAGUAAAAAUGUGGGCCUUGGACUUCUGGUACUCGGAGUCAGCGCCGCGGUUACAAUAAUUGGUUUAUCUAUUGCUUAUGAUAAGCAAAGGGCCAAGACUCAAGGUAAGCCUGGAGAUGAAGCUGAUACGGGUAGCACAUCUAUACCGCCGACGACCCCCUUCACCCCAAGGGAACCCUGGGAUUACUACAGACUUCCAGACUCUCUUGUCCCUCUGACCUACAAUGUGACUCUAUGGCCCAGACUGAAGCCCAACGCAGACAACAUGUACAUCUUCACUGGACAUUCUUCUGUGGUCUUUAGGUGUAAGAAAGAAACAGAUCUCAUACUUAUCCAUGCCAACAAGCUGAACUUCACCAUGUACGGUGGCAACCAUGCGAAGCUGAGUGGCCAGGGUGAAGCUGCCGCGCCUGCCAUACGGAGCACUUGGCUUGUGGUGAGGACGCAGUAUCUUGUUGUUCAGCUGAGCAGCAAACUAGCCGUGGGAAAAUCCUAUGAGCUUUACACAGAAUUUAGAGGGGAGCUGGCAGAUGACCUGGAGGGUUUCUACAGGAGUGAGUACAUGGAUGACGGUGUAAAGAAAGUUGUCGCCACCUCUCAGAUGCAAGCAACGUAUGCCAGAAAAGCGUUUCCCUGCUUUGAUGAACCAGCCAUGAAAGCAAAUUUCAGCGUCACCAUUAUUCAUGAGCGAGGCACCGUUGCUCUCUCCAACGGCAAGGAAAUAGAUUCUUCAGACUCCAUCCGUGAUAAUGUUCAAGUCACAGUUACUGCAUUUGAACCCACUCCGAAAAUGUCCACCUACAUAUUAGCAUUUGUCGUCUGUGAAUUUGGCUACAUUCAGUCAAACGACAGCAAUUUGUUGAUUCGAAUAUGGGCUCGAAAAAAAGCCUUAAAUGAUGGGCAGGGCAAUUAUGCUCUUAAUGUUACAGGACCGAUCCUUCAGUUCUAUGAGAGAUACUACAACGCAACUUACCCGCUCUCUAAAUCAGAUCAGAUCGCUCUUCCUGAUUUCAAUGCUGGAGCCAUGGAAAACUGGGGUCUGGUGACAUACCGGGAAACAGCCCUGCUCUAUGACUCCAACCUUUCCUCCACAGGAAACAAAGAGAGGGUCGCAACUGUCAUCUCUCAUGAGCUCGCUCACAUGUGGUUUGGAAACUUGGUGACUUUGCAGUGGUGGAAUGACCUGUGGCUAAAUGAAGGCUUUGCUUCAUACGUGGAAUACCUUGGAGUUGAUUUCGUUGAACCCACCUGGAACAUCAAAGACUACAUCAUUCUGUACGAUGUUCAGAAAGUGUUUGCCAUAGACGCCCUGGCCUCUUCUCACCCAUUGUCCCGCAAAGAAGAGGAGGUUAAUACGCCUGCCGAGAUUAGUGAGAUGUUCAACACCAUCUCUUACAACAAGGGUGCAGCGGUGCUUAGGAUGCUGUCAGAGUUUCUCAGCGAGCCUGUGUUUGCCAAAGGACUCAGUGUGGGUAACAGCAACACCAAGAAACAUUAUUUCCAUCUUCUUUGUGGUUAGAUAUCCUGCUAAAUU